Rhipicephalus sanguineus (brown dog tick) is the source of this 3586-nucleotide messenger RNA. RefSeq names its product guanine nucleotide-binding protein subunit beta-5. The coding region runs from base 254 to 1327 and encodes 357 amino acids. Gene Ontology annotation, biological process: G protein-coupled dopamine receptor signaling pathway; G protein-coupled receptor signaling pathway. Gene Ontology annotation, cellular component: cytoplasm; heterotrimeric G-protein complex. NCBI's taxonomy places the organism in Eukaryota, Metazoa, Arthropoda, Arachnida, Ixodida, Ixodidae. Gene Ontology annotation, molecular function: protein binding; signaling receptor complex adaptor activity. The transcript is spliced from 10 exons. The record is from RefSeq and is a predicted model, not a curated record.
ACGACCGAGUCGCGCGGGCGCGUGGUCACGAGCUCGGGGCUGCGGGGCCGCGGCUCGGAGGCAGCCGCGGCCGAGAGCGCGCGCCCCCGCGCGCCCCCGCAGGAAGCAGCGGACGACUGCAGGAAUCGCGCCUAUCGAUCUCCCGGCGCCCGUCGCCGGCGCCGCGCCGGGCUCCCUCCUGUGUUCCGCCGUUGCCGGCGGCGGCGGCUCCUUCCUACUGCUGCUCCUCGGCGGGGGCAGCGGGGGGCGCAAAAUGGCGGCCGAGGAGAAUGCCGCCACCAAGGUGGACCACCCGGCCGAGACGGUCGAGUCGCUGACGCGCGAGAUCGAGCAGCUCAAGGCGAGGCUCGAGGAAGAGAGGAAGAAGAUCAACGACGUCAGUGUAACCUCGUUGGCCGGCAAAGUGGAGCCCAUCAAGGAUCUGAACAUCAAGCUGCGCAGGGUUCUCAAGGGCCACCAGGGAAAAGUACUCUGCUCCGACUGGUCGCAGGACAAGCGACACAUCGUCAGCUCGUCCCAGGAUGGCAAGAUGAUCAUAUGGGACGCCUUUACUACGAACAAGGAGCACGCUGUGACGAUGCCAACAACCUGGGUGAUGGCUUGCGCCUAUGCGCCGUCGGGGAACAUGGUCGCCUGUGGUGGUUUGGACAACAAGGUGACCGUGUACCCGCUCAGCUUCGAGGAAGAAGUAUCCGCGAAGAAGAAAGCAGUCGGGACACACACCAGCUACAUGUCCUGCUGCCUCUUCCCGAACUCGGACCAACAGAUCCUGACGGGCAGCGGUGACAGCACGUGCGCGUUGUGGGACGUGGAGUGUUCGCAACUGCUCCAGAGUUUCCACGGCCACUCCGCCGACGUCAUGGCACUCGACCUGUCGCCUACAGAGAUGGGCAACACAUUCGUCUCCGCAGGCUGUGACAGGCAAGCGCUCGUGUGGGACAUGCGGUCAGGACAGUGCGUGCAGUCCUUCCAGGGGCACGAAUCGGACAUAAACACCGUCAAGUUCUACCCGAGCGGAGAUGCCAUCGCCACCGGCUCGGAUGACGCCACCUGUCGUCUCUAUGAUCUACGUGCUGACAGGGAAGUAGCCGUUUAUUCCAAGCAGAGUAUCAUCUUCGGCGUUAACUCAGUGGACUUCUCAGUGAGCGGUCGCUUACUCUUCGGCGGCUACAACGACUACACGGUGAACGUGUGGGAUACACUCAAGUGCGUGCGACUCAGCAUCCUCUACGGUCACGAGAACCGCGUCACCUGCCUCAAGGUGUCGCCCGACGGAACCGCGCUCUCCACAGGCAGCUGGGACUUCACGCUCAGGGUAUGGGCCUAAGUAGGCGAACGCCUACGAGAAACAUCUCGGCCCGAAAUGCAGCCGGCCACCCUCGAGGGCCUCCACUGGCGCCGCGAAUGAUUUUCCGCGCCGAGAAUGACGCGCCUCCCGCAGGUGAACGGAGCGUAUGCAGCACAGACGAAGAGGACUUUCCUCUUGUUUACUUUUGCGACACUUAGUUCAACUGGCAACGACGGCGUGCGAUAGUAACAACAACAACAAAAAAGUAUGGCCAAAACGACGUAUUCGGAAUGAAGCCUCGCGGCCUCAUCGAAGAGAGGGCUUGACACAACCAUCCAUGAACGAAGCACCCUCUCGCCCUCUCCUCUAUGAUUCCGCAAUGGCCCGUAUGGCACAACAUUUUUUGUCACUGCCAUCGACGUGAGGGAGAUACAUAUUAGACGUCUUCCUUUUCCUGUGUGAUUUUCUGGGUGACGGAGUAUAUAAAAAAGAAAGGAAUCAUGACUUAGAACGAGAGAUCUGUAAUUACGAAGUAUAAUUGUCCUACUCGGAACGGCCGCACGCCGAAGUUGCGCAGCAGCGUUUCUGAACACGACCAUGAACAACAGGCAGUUCUUUUCGAAAGUUCUUACUCCAAUGUCCUUUUAGAUUUGCGUCACUUUCAGUCGUGGCUUCUUGGCGUCCUAGCCUCUAGAGUACAGGAUCCGAAUUCACGAAGUCUUUUUUUUUAAGAAGUCGUUAGCAUUGACUGGCCGCCUUCGCUAAUAUGCCAAAUAUCAAGAUUGCCUGGAAUUUACUAUUACGAAGAACUCUAGCGUAAGAAACCUUUUAUGAAUACGGGCUCAGUAGACAGAGAUAAUUAAUAGGAACUGAGUCAGGCACUCUUUGUUUCCCGCAUUCAUAGGUACAACCGGGCACAAAUAUUCGUUUCAUUUGAAGCCAGGCGAUGGCGAAAAUUCUAUUUACAUGCUGCUAGAAACAUAGCCCUAAGCGCAGAUUCGUUCGGGACAUUCGGUACGUCGCGUGUGUUAUCUGUUGACGCAUCGAUCUUCUUUUAUUUCUUUCGCAUUACCGCUAUGACGCCUCGUCUACGUUCAUAACAUAAGCAGUCGAUUUGGAGAAAGGAGCAGUCAUUAUUACCCGUCCGCGUUAUAACGGUAGAGAAGUCGAGCGGUCGCUUGCAAAACUAUGGGUCGGAAAAGAAGUGUUGCCGAAGAUUCUGUUUUUGUUAUCAGUUCGCGAACAACGCGGCACAUCUACUCCGUACCGUCUUCCGCAGGGCUCAAGACGAAGCGCCCGCCCAGACACGCCGCUAAUCGGUCUGUCUUUACGGCUUUUCCACUCUCAGCGUUUCGACUCGCAGUCCCGCACCAAGUCGACGCGGACUUCGCACACUUUCGCGAGGGCGCGGAUAUAACGUCGCGAAAUCGCGCGGACCGGCGUUGCGCAUCAACGCCGGUGCCUGCUCGAUGGACUCGUCCAUCAGAACGUGAAGUAGAAAGCGAGGCGUGUUCCCAUCAAGUCGCCGUUGUCGUUUCGAUGGUCGCGGGUAGGUCUAAUCGCCCAGCCACCCCACCGCCGCUCACGGAUCAAGAAACGUUCGGCAUGAGACCGUUGGUUUUGGCGCGAGUGGGCGACCAGUUAACGUGACAGUGAGGAAAAGCAUGGAGUAACAGCACGGAGUGGAGAGCGUCGAAAGGCGGCAUCUGAUAGCGCAGGUCGUAAGGUUUUACGACUGCGCGCUGAGUUGCCAUGGCAACCGUUGUGAAUCGACGGAACGCUGCCACGCGAAGGGCUCGGAAUUUGCCUGGAACGUCCGCAGCGUUUCGGGAAUAAGCCUCCGUAGGGCUUUCUUUCCAACAUCGCGCCAAUGGCCCUACGUUGAGACUGUAUCGCUGCGCGAUCCAUCGGUUCGCGUUGGAACGCUAGACGCAGCGGCGCACAAAACCUCGUUCUCUAACUAAGAGGGAGAGAACGCGCAGUGCGCGUGGUGCAGAGUGAGGCUUCGAAGGAGACGAGCGCACGACAUGCGCCCGUGGUCUCGCGCCACGGGGUGUUUGGUGGCAAACCGGGUUGGCGCGCCCACGCAGCCUGGUUUGCGUCUCAACGGAAAACUCUACGUCCGACACACAGCUUUCCUCGUGAAAUCCCCUCCUUUCCCUGUAAACCAUGUCAAAACUUGUGUAUUGUUGAGAGUGAGUGCGUAUGCCUGUAAAUACCUGGAGUGAAUGAAAGCUCGCUACGUCAUGAUGGAAACGAUUAAGGGACACGGUGGAAAUAAACCUUAACUACGUGGGA